Messenger RNA from Rattus rattus (black rat), 1921 nucleotides. It is a transcript of the gene Cxcr5, whose product is annotated as C-X-C motif chemokine receptor 5. The record is from RefSeq and is a predicted model, not a curated record. Gene Ontology annotation, biological process: immune response; lymph node development; B cell activation. Gene Ontology annotation, cellular component: membrane. Gene Ontology annotation, molecular function: C-X-C chemokine receptor activity. Bases 177 to 1136 code for a protein of 319 amino acids. The transcript has 2 exons. NCBI's taxonomy places the organism in Eukaryota, Metazoa, Chordata, Mammalia, Rodentia, Muridae.
CAGGGCAGGGCAGAAGAACAGAGUUGGGAGCUGAGGAAACGCAGGUGCAGGGCAGCUGUGAGUGAAAGUACAAGGAACUGGCCAUCUACAGUAACAGCACGGAGAUCCCCCUACAGGACAGCAUCUUCUGCUCUACAGAGGAGGGGCCCCUACUGACUUCCUUUAAGACGGUAUUCAUGCCUGUGGCCUACAGCCUCAUCUUCCUCCUGGGUAUGAUGGGAAACAUCCUGGUACUAGUAAUCCUGGAGAGGCACCGGCACACUCGGAGCUCAACGGAGACCUUCCUGUUCCACCUGGCAGUAGCCGACCUUCUCUUGGUCUUCAUCUUGCCUUUUGCAGUGGCUGAGGGCUCUGUGGGUUGGGUCCUAGGGACCUUCCUCUGCAAAACUGUGAUCGCCCUGCACAAGAUCAAUUUCUACUGCAGCAGCCUGCUGCUGGCCUGCAUAGCUGUCGACCGUUACCUGGCCAUCGUCCAUGCCGUCCACGCCUACCGCCGCCGUCGUCUCCUCUCCAUCCACAUCACCUGCUCGACCAUUUGGCUAGCCGGCUUCCUAUUCGCCUUGCCAGAACUCCUCUUUGCCAAGGUUGUCCAACCUCAUAACAACGAGUCCUUACCACAGUGCAUCUUCUCCCAAGAAAACGAAGCCGAAACUAGAGCCUGGUUCGCCUCCCGGUUUCUCUACCACACUGGGGGCUUCCUGCUACCGAUGCUCGUGAUGGCCUGGUGUUAUGUGGGAGUGGUACACAGGCUAUUGCAGGCCCAGCGGCGCCCUCAGAGGCAGAAGGCAGUUAGGGUGGCCAUCUUGGUGACAAGCAUCUUCCUUCUCUGCUGGUCACCCUACCACAUUGUCAUCUUCCUCGAUACACUGGAAAGGCUGAAGGCUGUGAACAGCAGUUGCGAACUGAGUGGCUACCUCUCUGUGGCUAUCACCUUAUGUGAAUUCCUGGGCCUGGCCCACUGCUGUCUCAAUCCCAUGCUCUACACCUUCGCUGGCGUAAAGUUCCGCAGUGACUUGUCUCGGCUUCUGACCAAGCUGGGCUGUGCUGGCCCGGCCUCCCUUUGUCAGCUCUUUCCGGGCUGGCGCAAGAGCAGUCUCUCUGAGUCAGAGAACGCUACUUCUCUUACCACCUUCUAGAUCCCGGGGUCUCAGCCCCCGGCUCUGUUUCUGUUUUCCUUGGGAGCAUAAACGUGGUGUUAGAAACCCAUCCAACAUAAGCUGGGAUUCUAAGAGCUAUUGGGGCCAGUGUCCCCCAGCUGGGAUGGCUAGACAAACUCUUUCUAGAAUGUUCCCAAAGCUCUUCUGCCAGCCCUCAGGCUAGACUAGAGCCACAGGAGGGGAAAGCGGCCCAAAGGCAAGGCAAGCAAUACCCAGACCACCUAUAUCCCCUUGGACGAAGAGGACUCCACACACCUCCCAUCUUAAGCUAAAGCGAAGACUCAGCUUUAUUUCUUCCUGGCCAUUGGGAAAAGCCACCUCUGCCUGAGGCACACAGGAUCAUCUUCCUCCCAAUUAUGAGCUCAGACUCUCCUCUCAGAAUGUAUCCCGUCGCCUUGAAGGCUACCGACUGCUGCAGCUCCCCAUCACUCCUACACCACUGAGGAACAGCCACCUGGCGGCAGACUGUGGCCUUAAUGUGCCUGUCUCCUAAAUGCAGCCGUAUGCCAGACCUUCAACCGUGCCUUUCUCCUAACCAGCAGGAACCUGAAACUGAUCUGCUUUUGGUAGCUGUCUGGCUCCAACCAAACCACCACUGGAUCAGCCCCAUGUUACUGGAUCUUGGAUUACAGACUGAGGGCAAGUUCCAGAAGGUCCUGGAAGCUUGCCAGUAUCCUGAGAAGAGUAAAGGGCAAGCAAGCCAGCAGGAAAGAGGCCCAGUGGAAAAAAUGGAAAGACACCUUUUCCAGGCUCCAAAGAGGAAC